This is a messenger RNA of Drosophila mojavensis, 430 nucleotides long. RefSeq lists its product as uncharacterized. NCBI's taxonomy places the organism in Eukaryota, Metazoa, Arthropoda, Insecta, Diptera, Drosophilidae. The transcript is spliced from 2 exons. The record is from RefSeq and is a predicted model, not a curated record. The coding region runs from base 41 to 265 and encodes 74 amino acids.
CGCUCUUAACAAAUCUUAUUCAGUGCUUCAACCCAACGACAUGAAGUGGUUCGCUCUGUGCGUUUUAAUGCUGGCUUUGCUGGGUCUGAUUGCUGCGGCGCCUGCGGGUCAAAUACGUGUGCGCACCUCCUCCACAACGAAAAUUCAUGUGCGCAAUGGCAAUAUCAAGUGGAAUGGCAAUUGCCACAAUUGCGACAUUCGCACCACCAAAAACACCGCCCAGGUGACCAGCACGAGGACCAAGCAAUGGACACGUAAAUGGUAAAAGGCCAUAAAAUGAGCUUAAGUAAUUAGCUUAAUUAACUUAAUUACUUAAGUAUUUAUAAUUGGAACUCUAAAGCUGCUGUCUAGACAAAAGUGUGUAUUUAUAUAUAGUCUUAAUAUUUAUUUUAUAAUUAACGAAAAAAAUGUGUCAUAAUAUAGUUAAUUA